UCCCUCCUCCCCUCCCUCAUCCCUCCUCCCCUCCCUCAUCCCUCCUCCCCUCCCUCAUCCCUCCUCCCCUCCCUCAUUCCUCCUCCCCUCCCUCAUCCCUCCUCCCCUCCCUCAUCCCACCCACUCCAUUCCCUAAAAAUGCAACACGACUCAGCAGGCAUGGAUUCCUCCACCAUGAAGAAGACCCAAACAGCCCAGACCACCCAAACCUACGGCGACGACGCCCAACUCGCCGCCCUCGGCCACCACCGCGAACUCAACCGCUCCUUCUCCCCCCUCUCCAUGCUCGGCCUCUGCUUCGCCAUCCUCAACUCCUGGACCGCCCUCGCCGCCUCCCUCUCCCUCGCCCUCUCCUCCGGUGGCCCCUUCUCCGUAAUCUGGGGCCUCAUCACAGCCGGCAUCUGCAACCUCGCCCUCGCUGCCUCCCUCGCUGAGUUCCUCUCCGCGUACCCGACGGCGGGCGGGCAGUACCACUGGGUCGCUGUUAUUAGUUGGAAGAAGUGGGUGCCGAUCUUGAGUUGGGUGACGGGGUGGAUUAAUGUUUCUGGUUGGAUCGCGUUGGUUGCUUCGGGGGGGUUGUUGGGGAGCCAGCUUAUUAUUGGGGUUAUUUCGCUGAUGAACCCGCCGUAUGUGCCGCAGCGGUGGCAUCAGUUCCUCAUCUACAUCGGCUACAACAUUGUUGCGUUCCUCAUCAACACCUUCCUCACACGCAUCCUACCCACCGUCACCAAAGCCGCCCUCUUCUGGUCCAUAACCGGCUUCGUCGUGAUAUCCAUCACCGUCCUCGCCUGCGCCUCUCCCAACUACUCACCCCCCGACUUCGUGUUCCGCGAAUUCAUCAACGAAACGGGGUGGCCUGAUGGAAUCGCCUGGUUGCUUGGACUUCUUCAGGCGGGUCUAGGACUCACCGGCUUUGACGCGGUGGCGCAUAUGAUUGAGGAGAUUCCGAAUGCUGCUGUUGAGGGCCCGAAAAUCAUGAUUGCUUGUGUGGCGAUUGGGGUUUUCACGGGCUUCGUCUUCCUCACCGUCCUCCUCUUCGUCGCGGGCGACGUGCAGGAGGUUAUCAAUUCGGCGGCGGGUCCUAUGUUGGCUAUCCUCUACAACGCCACAGGCAGCAAGGCCGGCUCCAUCUGUCUCCUAAUCUUCCCCCUAGUCUGCCUCCUCUUCGCAACAACAAGCAUAAUGACCACCUCCUCGCGCAUGACCUACGCCUUCGCGCGCGACGGCGGCCUCCCCGCCUCCCGCUUCUUCGCCAAGGUCCACCCGCGCCUCGACCUCCCCCUCAACGCUUUGUACCUCACUACCGCCCUCGUCGUGGUGUUUGGGUGCAUCUUCCUCGGGUCGAGUAGCGCGUUUAAUGCGAUUAUCUCGGCGAGUGUGGUGGCCCUGGGAGUGAGUUACGGGAUCCCCAUCGCGAUUAACUGUCUCAGGGGCCGCAAUAUGCUGAGGCCGAGACCGUUCGUGCUGCCAGAAUGGUUGGGGUGGGCGGCUAAUCUGAUCGGACUGGCGUAUGUCGCUGUUACGACGGUGUUGUUUUUGUUUCCGCCGGUGUUGGAGGUUACAGGGAGUAACAUGAAUUACUGCGUUGUGGCGUUCUUCCUCAUAUUCGUCAUCGCCACGAUCCAAUGGUUCGUCGAUGGCCGCAAGAACUUUAAGGGGCCGAAGUUUGAUGCGCAUGCGCUUGAGCAUGGAGAGGUUAUUGGGAUGCCGAGGGUGGCCGGGGGGGGGAGGGGGAGUGGGGGGACGGAGGGGACGGUGGUGGAGGAGAAGGGGAAGGAGGGGGAGUAG
Molecule: messenger RNA, 1788 nt
Organism: Pseudogymnoascus destructans
Lineage: Eukaryota; Fungi; Ascomycota; Leotiomycetes; Thelebolales; Thelebolaceae
Exons: 3
Coding region: 139-1788 (549 amino acids)
Biological process (GO): transmembrane transport; amino acid transport
Cellular component (GO): membrane
Molecular function (GO): transmembrane transporter activity
Source: RefSeq, a predicted model, not a curated record